AUGCCCUCUAAUAAACUUAAGAAGUCAUUUUACCGAUUUCAAAUUGAUCCUGAAUUCCGUCGUGCUGUUGGUCGUGCAGUUCCAGGAAGCAUUGAACGUCUGCAAUAUCUGGAGUCUCUAGUGAACGAAUUGUGUGUUACUAAAGUUUUGGAUUACAAACAGCAAAUCGUAGCGAAUCUCGGUAAUUUUGCUCACGAUCCCCGCAAUUGUCCUCAUCUUAUUGGUCUUGACGUCCAUUUGAUUCUCAUUGAAGUUGUUCGAGAACAUCUUCAACUCAUUUCCACCAAUCCCUCGGGAAAGAAAUCAUCAGAUUAUCUCAAAUUAAUAUCACUAGCUGUUGCCGGUAUUUGCAACCUCGUAACAAGUUCACAAAGCCUUCGUCUUCACUUCUCUCACAAUCCUUCGAAUAUUUCCCCACUUUUUGACGUUAUCCAAUACCCUCUAAUUGAUGCUGGGUGUCUUGCUAACUGUCUCACUAUCUUUAUAAAUCUCUGUGCUCCUUCUGUCCAUCUUCAAGAACAGGAUUGUGUUUACUUUGAGCCAAAUUGUUCCACCACUGCCUUUAAUUCGUCUGUGAAAACUCAGUUCCCCGUAGUUGUUGCUUUCGCCCGAAAUAUCUUGAGUGGAAGUUUUACCUGCGAAGAUCCAAGGCUACGAAUUCUCUCUAAAAUAUUUCUAACUGACUCUUGUGUUCGCUAUUUCCACAUUUGCCUUAAAACUCAUAUUCGAUUGUGUUAUGCUUCACGGCGUUGUUCGAAUAUUGAUGUGACCACUUCAAACAGCUCACCUCGUCUAAACUCAACCUACGCAUUAUCCUUAGUAAAUUCCUUUAAUCCUUCUACAACUGUCCUUAAAAAGCCUGUACAGAGUAAGGUUUUAACACCAGCUAGACGCACCCAGAAGCCCCAAAGUCUCAUCGGUUGGAUAGGUGUAUGGGCAGCUCUUUCCAAGGCCCGUCUCACCGGUCUAGUGGUGUCCACAGCACUGGCCGGUUGUGCUCUAGCGGCUCCCUCUCCUCUCGUCUGUGGGACAUUCCUUGCACACCCUGCAGCCUCCCUUUUGGCCCUCGUCGUUGGCACUACCUUGACUUCCGCAUCUGCCAACUCUAUCAAUCAGGUUGGAACAUCGUUAUCUUCAUACUUUCCUGCAACAUUUAAUUAUUGGAUCAAUUCUCUGGUAUUAGCCGGUCUCCUCUACACUUGGCAGUUCCCCCACUUCAUGUCCCUUUCAUGGCUUGCUCGCAACGAGUAUGACCGAGCAGGCUACGUCAUGACCUCCAUCGUUGCUCCUCAACUGGCUCGAACGGUUGCUCUUCGACACUCCUUCACUACAACCGCCGUCUGUUUCCUUGCCGCUGAUGGAAUUAAUUGGUUCGGUGGUCUUGCGACCGCUCCCUUCAACCUCGCUUUGAUCUACUACUCUUGGCGGUUUUAUCGAGCACCUCUAGAGGACCAAGGGCUUGUAAAAUCAGAAGCAAGACGACUCUUUCGUGCAUCUCUUAUUCACCUCCCCGUUGUUAUGUCAGUACUCUUAGUGUGCUCAUUUUGUGGCGACUUUGUAGCUUAG
Rodentolepis nana is the source of this 1566-nucleotide messenger RNA. The record is from the annotation of a GenBank genome assembly. NCBI's taxonomy places the organism in Eukaryota, Metazoa, Platyhelminthes, Cestoda, Cyclophyllidea, Hymenolepididae.